Molecule: messenger RNA, 744 nt
Organism: Linum trigynum
Lineage: Eukaryota; Viridiplantae; Streptophyta; Magnoliopsida; Malpighiales; Linaceae
Source: the annotation of a GenBank genome assembly
AUGAAAUACAAGGAAGGCAAAUCCUUGGCGGAUCACUUGAACGAAAUUCAAGGGAUCGUGGAUCAGUUGUCCGAUGAGUUUGGCUAUAGAUUCUUUGAUCCAAUCCAAAAGAAGCUUAUAAGAAGUCGUGAUGCUGUGUUCAUCGAAAAUGAGACCAUCGAAGAUGUUGUUGCUAGGAAAGAAGUUCCUAGUACUGAUGCUAGUCAGGCUAACCUUGAGCUAGUGCCUCCAACACCAGCGCCUACAGAAGUUGGAGAGGAAGCACAUCAUGAUCAGCCUGAGAUAGUUGAACCAGAUGCCCAUAUGGAGGUUCAACCAGAAGAUGCUGAUGACGAUGGUCAACCACCAGCCAUAGAAGGUUCUCCUGUUCGAACAACAAGAUCUGGUAGAAUUUCACGAUCGUCUACCAGAUAUCCCGAGACUGAAUACGUCUCACUUACUGACGGCGGAGAACCAGAAAGCUUCACAGAAGCUAUGAAUGAUGAACACAAGCAAAGGAACGACCGCAGUUGUUCUGUCAGUCAAAGUGCUAUUCAUCUUGCGAAGAAUGCUUCAUUUCAUGCUCGAUCAAAACAUAUUGAUGUCCGAUAUCACUGGAUCCGAGAUGUGCUUGAAAUGAAACAGCUACAACUGGAAAAGAUCCAUACCGACGAAAAUGGAUCUGACAUGUGUACCAAGACUCUUCCAAGAGAAAAGUUUGAGUUCUGUCGAUCAGCUGCAGGGAUGAUGAAUUCGCCCAUGUAG